AUGGCUGCCUCAUUGGGUAUCAUGAUAGUGCUUGAGCUAGACAUCCCAGGUCACGCUGGAGCCUGGAAGAAGUCUCAUCCCGAGCAUGUUGUUGAGGAUUACCUAGAUCCUAAUAGUGAGUCUAUGUGGCAGCUGUUUUCUACUGUACUCACUGAGCUCGAAGAGCUCCUGCCUGUCACUGCACUACAUGCCGAAUUGCCACUGGGGCUUCAUCUAGGUGGGGAUGAGGUUUCCAAUGAUCGGGCGCAUCGAGCAUUCGAAGCUAAGCUGAAAAAAUAUAGACCACGUGAUGCACGUCUCCACAAUAUGCGUUGGGAAGAAUCCUUCCUAGUUGGGGGUGUUGAGCACAAUGACAUAGUUACAGUCUGGAAGUCCUUCGAGAUGUCCGGCAGGAUCCUACUCGGGGAUGUGAUCACCCGAGGGUUCAGUGCUAUCAACAUGUGUCUCAGUAGACUUUACCUUGACGCGAAGUUCCAGCCUACAGUUGAAGCUAUCCGCAAAUUCGAUGCAUACAGGAGUGGUUCACAGACACCAGGCCCUAAUGGUCACCUCGUUAAGAUAGAGCAUGAGCAUUUGGUGCUUGGCGCAGCUGUGAGCUGCUGGGGUGAAUGCAUGACCGCUCUGGCCAAAGAUUUGAGUGAAGAUAGGCCAUACAACGAUUUUUGGAAUCUUCUUGGAGAAGCUGGAUAUAACUUCUGGCACACGGAACGACCUUCGCGACGGCGCUCAUGA
This is a messenger RNA of Perkinsus marinus ATCC 50983, 732 nucleotides long. RefSeq lists its product as hypothetical. Gene Ontology annotation, molecular function: beta-N-acetylhexosaminidase activity. The record is from RefSeq and is a predicted model, not a curated record. Lineage: Eukaryota; Perkinsozoa; Perkinsida; Perkinsidae. Gene Ontology annotation, cellular component: membrane. The transcript has a single exon. Bases 1 to 732 code for a protein of 243 amino acids. Gene Ontology annotation, biological process: ganglioside catabolic process; carbohydrate metabolic process; glycosaminoglycan metabolic process.